Molecule: messenger RNA, 1458 nt
Organism: Branchiostoma floridae (Florida lancelet)
Lineage: Eukaryota; Metazoa; Chordata; Leptocardii; Amphioxiformes; Branchiostomatidae
Product: protein shisa-4-like
Exons: 5
Coding region: 108-848 (246 amino acids)
Source: RefSeq, a predicted model, not a curated record
CCUGUGUCUGAUAAGUAAUAAGUAAUCGUGUAGUGAGUCAGAUCAAGAACGUCAUCCCUUGGCCCUUAGCAACACACCGAAAACAAGGAGGGAAGAAGGAAGAAGACAUGGCCGCUUCAGUCGUGCUCGUUUUGAUGAUAGCUGUCCUUAGGACAGCUUCUGGUGAAUACUGUCCUGCCUACACCGACAUCUUCGGCAAUUACCAGUCUGGCUUCAGCUGUCCAAAUCACUCCAAUGGUGACUCUUAUGAUGACGACUACUGUUGUGGUACCAGCAGUCUCCCCUACUGCUGCGAUUCCUGCCUACUGUCACAGCAAACUAGCUACUGUGACAUAGUGUCCUACUGGUCUCUCAGCACUGGAGCCAUCGUUGGCAUCGCCCUGGGGUCUCUGGCCUUCAUCGCCUUCGUCAUCACGAUGUGCAUCUGCUGCUGCUGCGCCUGCUGCAAGUCGGGCAGUUCGGCUAACAGGACGACUGUGGUCCAGGGGCAGACAGUAAAUGCCGUCGCCGUGGCGCAGACCACAUACCCCGGCCAGACAGCAAAUGCCUUCGCCGUGGCGCAGACUACAUACCCCGGCCAGCAGUACCCGCAGUACCCUCCCGGCAGCGAGAUGACGCAGUACCCACCUACAGGAGCGCAGUACCCUCCAGCAGGGGCACAGAACCCCACUACAGGGGCUCAGUACCCUCCUCCAGGGGCGCAGUACCCCCCUCAGGGCCAGCAGUACCCCCCUGCAGCCCCGCAGUACGCCCCUCCAGGCCAGCAGCCGCCCUACCCAGUCGCUCAGGGUGACAUGGCCUACCCCCCGCCCUACCCAGGACAGGACGGUCAGCCCAUGAAGCAAUAGAAGGGCGCCGCUGAUGUUCCACAGAUUGUGUUUUCUUACAAUAAUGUAGCUAACUUUUAGGAUCAUAACCUGUAAAUUUUGCCGCCCUGUGUUUUGGUCUGUUUAUAUAUUUCAUAGUCAUGCAUGGUGUAAAGAAGUACAUGAAUCAACAAAUAAUCUUUUGUAGGAAUAAAUGUACAUCACGAAAGAUGAGUUGAUCAUACACAAGGAACAUGGAAUAUCCCAUGUAGUUGUUCUAUAGACAAGAACAUUAACAUUUUGUAGCUUUCUUUCCAACAAUUCAAUCUUAAUGAACCAAACGAACAAAAAAUCGCAAAAUAAGAUAAAUGAAGUCUCCGACUGCCCCCACCGUAUCCUAUUUCAAAGAUGAUGUAAUAGAAGUCGGAAGGUGAAUGUUUGAUACUUCGAUCCUUGACUGCGUUGUUCAAAGUUAUUCAUUAAACAGGUGAUUAUAACAACGUGGUCUUAGGGUGUGUUGUUUUCAGACCCCGCCCUUGAUAUACGUCACUUGUUGACUCAAGCAUUAGUUUCGAACUAACGUUGCGCAAUGGAAUGACUUGCUUCAUCUCUAAAUUAAAAGAAUAUCUACACACCAUGGCUAUACAACAGA